Molecule: messenger RNA, 168 nt
Organism: Dichotomopilus funicola
Lineage: Eukaryota; Fungi; Ascomycota; Sordariomycetes; Sordariales; Chaetomiaceae
Exons: 1
Source: RefSeq, a predicted model, not a curated record
CCCCCCAAGCCAACUGACGAGCCCCCCAAGCCCACCGAUGAGCCCCCUAAGCCAACUGACGAGCCUCCCACACCCACCGAUGAGCCUCCCAAGCCUACUGACGAGCCGGAGCCGACUGGUGCCCCUGAGCCAACCGGCGCCCCUGAGCCCCCGUCUGAUGACGAGUAA